CCGCUUGUCUUCAAUGAAGACAAGGAAAGAACUACGAAGACGCCGCUGUCUUCAAGCUCGCGUUCAUGUUCAUUUCUUUACGUAUGUUUAUUUAGUACAAGAAACUGAAUCAUUAUUGGUAGUGCUUUGUGGCUGCUCGUGGAAUUUCGCCACAGAUCUGAGAUCAAGAGUGUCGGGCGUUGUGGUUGUGUGAAAAUGUGUGCAAAAGGUGUGAUGGAAGAUUUCGAGGAAGAACUUGAUGGAACAAAAGACAAGAAUCGACAUGUGGAUGCUGUUUUCAAUGAAGCUCAAACUGUGUCACACAGGCCAGAUGUUCAUCCUGAGCAGCAAGAGUCCAAUGUCGAGCAGGAGGAGCCAGAGCCCCCCAGCGUUAAAGAAGAGCAGAGUCCUCCCAUUAAAGAGGAAGAGGAAGAACACAGCAUCAGUCUGGAGGAAGAGAACAUUGAUGAGGACCUUGUCACCAAAUUGACACUGACUGGUGACCAUGUGAAGAGUGAAGAUGAUUAUGAAGAAGAUGCCGACCACGGUGGAAUAUCCAAAGCAGAUGCCCUCCUUGCUCCUCACGGUGACAGUUCAAGGUCUGAUACUGAUCACGAUGGACAAUCUCAAGGUGAUUUGACAUGCACCACUAACAAGAAACCAUGCAGAUGCUCUCGUUGCAACAAAACCUUUUUCAACAAGUCAAAUCUAAAAAAACACAUGAGGGAACACACUGCGGAGAAGCCUUUUGCCUGCUCCGUUUACGAUAAAACCUUCAAGCGGAAAGGACAUUUGGAAAAACAUACAAAAAUACACACUGUGGAGAAAAACUUUACCUGCUUAGUUUGUGGUAAAAGAUUCUCUUUAAAGGGAAACUUGGUACGACACUCAAGAACACACACUGUGACACAUUUAGGAACACAAAAAAGAACACACACUGUGGAGGAUUCUUUUGCUUGCUCAGUUUGUGGUCAAAUAUUUGCCCGAAAAACAAGUUUAUUGAGACACAUAAGAACACACACUGGGGAAAGACCUUUUUCCUGCUCGGUUUGCGGUAAAUGCUUCACAAUGAAUUCCGAUUUAACGAGACACAGAAAAACCCACACUGGAGCAAAACCGUUUGCCUGCUCAGUUUGCGGUAAAAGAUACACUUGGAAUAAAGAUUUAAUAAGGCACACAAGAACGCAUACUGGGGAGAAACCUUUUGCUUGCACAGUUUGUGGUAAAAGUUUCUCUAUGAAGAUAGAUUUAAUACAACACUCAAAAACACACACUGGAGAGAAACCUUUUGCCUGCUUAGUUUGUGGAAAAAGAUUCACUAUGAAGUCUGAUUUAAUAAGGCACAAAAGAACACACACUAGGAAAAAAACCUUGAUGGGUUCAGUUUACAGCAUAAAUUCUGAAAUGGAAGCGCUCUGUCCUGAGAAACAGGAGAAAAUGUUUUCCCACGUAAAGGAGAAGUCAGAGCCUGCAAACAUUCGAGAGGAGACUGAGAAGCCACCCCACAUUAAAGAGGAAGAGGAGGAGGAUGAUAUCACCAAGUUGCUAAUUACCGUUGUCCCUUUGAAGAGCGAAGGUGACGAAGACAGUGGUCAAAGUGAGGAAAACAGAGAAUCAGAGACUCCGGGCUGCAGUUCAGGUCAACGCGUUACAACAGAAGGUGAUGGAGACCAUCGUGGAGGAUCACAAGGGAACAACCACUUGGCUCCGCUAUCAGAGAGUGACGACAUAACGUCACGCUCCUCUGACACUGAUGAUGAUAAACACACCAAAAGUCACGCUGACACCAAACGCUCCAAAUGUUCUCAGUGUGACAAAACUUUUGCCACCAAAUCAACGUUGAAAAGACACAUGAGAACACACACUGGGGAGAAACCUUUUGCCUGUGCAUUUUGUGGUAAAAGAUUUACUGGCAAGACAAAUUUAAUAACACACACAAGUAAGCAUACUGGGGAGAAACCUUUUGCCUGCUCAGUUUGUGAUGAAAGAUUUACUUAUAAAGAACAAUUAGGAAGACACACUAUAACACACACUGGAGAGAAACCUUUUGCUUGUUCUGUUUGCGGCAAAAUAUUCACGUGGAAGGUCGAUUUUAGAAGGCACACAAGAGCACACACCGGUGAGAGACCUUUUGCCUGCUCGGUUUGUGAUAAAACAUUCUCGAGGAAGUCGAGUUUAAUCAGACACACAAGAACACACACUGGGGAGAGACCUUUUGCCUGCUCAGUUUGUGGUCAGAGGUUCACUCAGAAGGCACAUUUAGUAACUCAUGCAAGUACACACGCAGGUUCUCCAAAGCGACACCUUUUGCCUGCACUUAAAUUGACUAUACAGCAUUAGUUGAACACAUUCAUACUCUGUGUGUGUGAUAAAAUAUUUUUCAAAGGCACAAUUAAUGAGAAAUUUGUGCUGUUAAGAAGAGUAGCUGUAAAUGAUCUCUAAAUGUUGAUCUUUGGGUCUUUGUGGUACAAUGGAAAAGUGUAUGUUGUCCUGAAUAAAAUAAUGUGCAACUCUUCAAACAG
This is a messenger RNA of Syngnathus acus (greater pipefish), 2501 nucleotides long. RefSeq names its product gastrula zinc finger protein XlCGF7.1-like. The record is from RefSeq and is a predicted model, not a curated record. NCBI's taxonomy places the organism in Eukaryota, Metazoa, Chordata, Actinopteri, Syngnathiformes, Syngnathidae. Bases 196 to 2319 code for a protein of 707 amino acids. The transcript is spliced from 2 exons.